UGCCGUUUUAUGCUAAACGUUGGAUGCGGGCUGAUUGGGGCUGAGAUUGUUGAUGUUGAUGUAGUUGCCCAUCACAACCAUCAGCAUACCACGGCCAAAGAAUCGUCAAUGAAUGGUGGUGAAGGAAUAACUAUUUACAAUUCACCCGUUGCCCUCUCCACGUUAUUAACUAUAGCACUCUUUUAACGUUGAGUUGAUUGACUUCUAAAGCACUUCAGAGAGCAGGAAAAUUUGCCCAGGAAAUACCGGGGAAAUGUCUCUUUACGGCCGUAAAUCCCCGACAGGCCUACCGAGGAUUUCGUCGGCAGGUCGGCCUCUGGACCGGGGAUUGCUCCUGCUCGACGAGGAGAUAGAACGCCUGAGACACAACAGGUCUGCACCACCUGCUGGAGCAUCACACUCUGCUAGUGGUUUCGUUCCAUCUCCACCACCAGGCAAGAAGAUUCUUCAAGAUUUGAAUGACCAGGUGAAGCUGUUUAAGAGUGAACUUGAGAAGAAGGACAAAUUAAUCCAGGAUUUAUCAAGAGCUGAUCUGAGUACCCCAAAACACAGGAAACAUGUUUCGUUCGAUGAACAGUAUGACAUGAUGCAUCCAAGAGAAUCCAUCUUAAGAUCCUCAUAUGAAUCUACAACACUCGCUAAGUUGCAGCUGAGGAAUGAACAACUGGUUGAAGACCUUGACGACACUAAGACCAAGCUUCUCUCCCGGGACAUUCAGUUGAAAGAGCUGAAUGGAGAAAUAGAGCGACUCAACGGAGAGAGUUCUCGCCAGUCUUCUCUCAUCUUAUCCCUGAGGGCGCGCAUCGGUGACAUGCAGCUUGAGACGGGAAGCGUAGAGGAGGUUCAAGCAAGAGGGCAGUACACCAUCGAGACUCUCCAGAGCGACGCAAAGCACCAGCAGGGCAAGGUGCUGGAGCUGGAGGCCAGGGUCAGGAAGCUUCUUCAGGAGAGAGAAGACGCAGAGAGGCGGACACAGACGUGGGAGAGGAAGUACAACGAUGUGUUCUUGAACCUGCAGGGAAUCAUUAACACCGAGGAUCAGGCACCGGAGGAGAUUGCCAGGAAGGUAUCUGGGCUCAUCCAGGAGAACCUGACCCUGAGAGGCAAGCUGGCGACCCUGGAAGAGAACAUCCAUAGCAGUGAAUUGGAAUCCAAGGCAAGCCGUGAGACAAUCCAACGUCUGGUGGCCGAGAUGAACAGGGACCAGAGGAAUAAUAUGGACACUAACAAAAUGGUGGAGAAAUUCAGAUUGGAACGAGAUGCUGCCCUUCAGAUCCGCAAUGAACUGGAGCGAGAGAAUUCUCUCCUCAAGGAACGCAUGAACGCCAGCCGACGCGCCUGGGACAGCACCCAGCACGAGCUGAAUGACCACGAGAAUAAGAUGACCAGUCUGGGGAAGGAGGCCAAGGAGCUGAAGUACGAGGCGGACGUGGCCAAGUCAGAGUUGAAAUCCUUCAGGGAGUCGUUGGCAUUGCUGCUGUCGAGAGGCAAUAGUCUGAGUUCAUGUGAUACGAGGGAAGAUUCAAUCAAGGAGAGAAUCAAGCAGCUGCAGAUUGAUGCCAGUGAAAAUUCUACGCAUGUCAGCCUCAUGGAGACAAAGAUCAAGAACUUGACCGAACAGCUGGACAGCCAAGCCAACUUGCACCAGGCAGCCAUCAAACGUGCCAAAGAAGCUCAGGAUGACUUUGUAGAUCAAAGGGCCCGCCUCAAACAGGUUGAGACGAGCCUGGCUACUGACGGAGUCCUCUUGGACAACUUAAGAUCAGAGAGGCAAAAGUACAUGGCGUUCCUUGAAAAGGUAGCAGCUGUGAUGAAACUAGAGACCAUUGCCCUCGACCUUGGAUUUGAUCUGAAUGGAGAUGCAAUCAUCGCCCGCGCUGAGCAGCUGGUGCGCAACGAAGGAGAUGGCCUGGCGGACAAGACCACCCACGUCUACAGCCUCCAGCGCAAGCUGAAGACAAUGAAGCAGCAACUGGAGAGCAAAGAUCUUCACCUCGAUCUACUGAGGAAGAAGAUCACCCAGCUGGAGGAGAGCCUAGCGGGGCGGUCAUCCCUCCAGAAGGAGCGAGACGACACAGAGUGGAGCCGGCGUAAGAUACUGAAGGAGAACGACAGGCUGAAGGGGGAACUGAGCACUGCCAAGAGGCUGAUCAUUGACAUGAAGGCUCAGAUGUUGGACGUCAGCAACCUCAAGUUGACCUCAAUGCACCAAUUCAACAGCAUUGACGAACUUGAGAAGUCCCUAGAUAAGAUGGAGAAGACAAAAGACAAACAAGCCCGAAAGAUCGCCGGCAUGAAACAGGAGCUAGAAUUUACAGAGCACGAGGCCAACGAGCUUCACCAUCGGGCGGAGCAUUCAGUCAAGGCCCUUAGUGAGGACCUCCAGGCCACCAAGGCUCUGCUGAUCGAGGUGCAGCGACGGGAGAGGCAGCUGGUGGACUUCAGGCAGGUCAUAGCCCGCAUGCUGGGCAUGGAUAUCACCACCUUGGCUGUCCCAGACUACGAGAUCAUCUCUAGGUUGGAGAAGCUGAUCCAGGCUCACCACUCACACGCCAUCACGGCUUAUGGCCUCGACGAGAGCCUGCAGAACAUGGAGAGAGGAUUCAGGCAAGGUUAUGAGGAAGCCUCAGCCUUGGUCGGCACAACUCGGCGGGCUCGAUCAAGAUCAGUAUCUCCAACACGGCGCAGGAAGCAUCAACCGGAGGUGUACUAGACCUUGGCUAUCUCUCUUAGAUGAACUGAAAUAAAUAAAAAAGAGCUUCAUUAAAAGUUACAGAACAAAUCAAUAUCUGUUGCUGAAUUUAUUUUUUAAAAUGUCUCAAAAAAGUAGUUCCUUUUGUGAAGUAUUAAAAGUUGGGUAGACAACGACAAAUUAGCAUGACUUUGUUGGAAUGAACUUCUAGUGAAAGACAUUAUUAUAACAGGGUAAAAAAUCAGUUUAAAAGUUUGUCCCAAAUGUAUUUUGAUAUCAGGUUAAAAUUCUUCAGUAUGUGUAAUGUUUCUUGAAAAACAGAGAAAUAUUUUAGAAAAUGUUUUUACAAUUGUUUAUGAGAAAAUAGAAUAGCUGUUGC
Molecule: messenger RNA, 3071 nt
Organism: Asterias rubens (European starfish)
Lineage: Eukaryota; Metazoa; Echinodermata; Asteroidea; Forcipulatida; Asteriidae
Product: coiled-coil domain-containing protein 170-like
Exons: 10
Coding region: 254-2713 (819 amino acids)
Source: RefSeq, a predicted model, not a curated record